Molecule: messenger RNA, 618 nt
Organism: Baudoinia panamericana UAMH 10762
Lineage: Eukaryota; Fungi; Ascomycota; Dothideomycetes; Mycosphaerellales; Teratosphaeriaceae
Exons: 2
Coding region: 1-618 (205 amino acids)
Source: RefSeq, a predicted model, not a curated record
AUGGCAGCCGAGGAGAGAGCACCAGAGGUCAGGAACGUGAGGGAAGAGUAUCCCGAGCUCGCCAUCACCAAGGGUCGCAAAUAUGUGCCCCCCCGCCAGCUAGACACCGACUACCCACUGAUUGACUGCGACCCCCACAUCUCCCGCGUCCUCCGCUACGGCCGCCCCUCCGACUACGCCUGGGCCCUCGGCGUCUCCCUCUUCCCCCCAACCGCCAUCCGCCUCCUGGAAAUCGUCCACCCCUCCGAAGCCUCCGCCAAAUCCCGCGCCUCGGUGCUGCGCCUCAACAUCGCCCUCGGCCUCGCCGCGGGCUUCAUAAUGUACUACUCCCGCUCCAUCAACCGGUUCUACGGCUUCACCGAGAACCGGCGGGAAAUCGACAUGGAUAUGCGGGAGAUGACGGAUCGGGUGAAGAAGGGACAGCCGUUGUAUGGGACGAGCACGUUGACGGAGUAUAUGCAGGGGGUUGCGAGUCGGCAGAGUAGGUACGCGGGGGUGUGGAUUGGCGUGAUGCCGUGGUUCAAUUUCGUCAACCAUCCGCAUCAUGGGGUGGAUACGGCGAAGUAUUAUCGGAAUGCUGAGAGGGAGUUGGAGGCGGAGAGGGUGGGGUCGUCGUGA